This is a messenger RNA of Vitis riparia (riverbank grape), 3437 nucleotides long. Its product is annotated as tRNA-specific adenosine deaminase TAD1-like. The transcript is spliced from 6 exons. NCBI's taxonomy places the organism in Eukaryota, Viridiplantae, Streptophyta, Magnoliopsida, Vitales, Vitaceae. Bases 1708 to 3267 code for a protein of 519 amino acids. Gene Ontology annotation, cellular component: cytoplasm; nucleolus. Gene Ontology annotation, molecular function: double-stranded RNA binding; tRNA-specific adenosine deaminase activity; double-stranded RNA adenosine deaminase activity. Gene Ontology annotation, biological process: RNA processing; adenosine to inosine editing. The record is from RefSeq and is a predicted model, not a curated record.
CUGCCAGUAUCAACAAUUCAAUGUUCCCUUAAUGCAUUCAACAUUAACCAGGUUGAGAAAACUUAAUAUUAGAACUGUCUUGGAGCGCAUUUUGAUGUCUGGUAACUUCUAAUAAAGGUCCCUUAUAAGAGCGAAAAGAUGUGUAGGACAAUGAUUUUAAUAAGUUACAAACCUUUGAGUUCCUAAGCUGCCUUCUAAAAGUUAUUGAUGAGAAAGAGGUUUUAGGUAAUUAAACGAGACUUGAGUGCUCAUUUUGGUGUGUGAUUUUGAUGAAAAGUUCAUACAAUCAGAAAUUUUUUUGACUUUCUGAGAAAAAGAAUAUUUAUCGGAAGUUACAACUAUAUCUAAUAAAUUCUUUUAUUUUAUUGCACUUGAAACAUGAAAACUGGUCAUGAGUUCCAUGUCAUUAGGCAGAUUCUCGAGUUGUCACCUAAUUGCAAAAAAAGUUCAACCUCUAUCUAUCAAUGGAAGACAUUAUUUAUGAUCCUCUAUGUGCAAAAAAUUAAUAGCUGAUAUUGGCCCAUAGAUACCAAAAAGGUGUUUAUAUAUGUAUUAGAUAGUAAAGAUUUGGUCAACCCUCAACAAGUUGGACAUGCUGCACUGAGCCUUAGUAGUGGGUUUUCCACUGAAUGUCGUGUUUCAGAUUGGAUGCCAUUGUGAAUAAACAUUUGAAUGUGGAUAUGUUGGUGAGCACAUAUGAGACAUGAGACAUUUGACCCUUCAUCUAUGAACUUGAAUAAUAGUGUUUCUGUUCUCAAAUGAAGAGUCAUGCUUCUGAUAAUGGUCUUUCUUUUUAUAUGGGUUUCUCUCAUGAUUUCUACACAGAAAGGAAGUAACUGAUCCGUAAGACAUCUCUUUCGGGCUGUCUCUUUAACUGUCACCUUCUUUCACAAUUUAUACACCUUUCUUUUUUAUUCGGAUGAAUUGAUUUACUUUUUGAACCUUGAAUUUGGUGGACUUAAUCUAGGGUUACUACUAUUAAAUUUGCUUUUGUUGGGGUUGCUUUGAAGUUUUUGUUAAUUGCAGUACAAGAUUAGUGGUCUAACAAGUUAUUGGGAGUUAGGAUCCCAUGGUAUUGACUCCAUGAUAAGGACUCAUAUUCCCCAGAGAUCAAAGGCCAGUAAGCAUGAUUAUGCACAUUGGGUGUGAUCACAGCGCUGGGCUUUCAUGGGGACAUACCAAGAGAUGGAAACACAUCAAGCGGGUGGAAGUAUGUUGAUUAGGGGGAGGAGCAGGUACCUUGGUAAAAGAAUUAGGUUAAGUUGGUAUUUUAGUUGAACGAUGAACAUCGAAAUAGCAGGAAAAAGACAAUUCUACCCUUUUCCCACUGUCACUAGUGAUAAAAUUGCCUGUCCCAUUCAUGAGAAAAUGGAUUCAAGUCAAGUCGAGGGCCAAGACUUCGGUGGUAGCUUACUUGCAUUUUGAGAACCUUCAUACCAAUUCCUGAGCAAAUUACGGGCUUUCAAACGUGAAAUGCCCUUUGUAAACGAGGGCACAAGCCGCACGACACGUUCUUCUCAUUCUUUCUGCAUCAGUUUCAAUUCCAUUUUUACAGAACCCAUAUAAAGUCUCUCUCAAUUCUCAUUCCUUUCCUCCAUACAGUGACCUUCUGCAGCUAGCUUCUGAGCUUGGCGAAGCCUUGCCAUGCAUGUUGCUCUGAUCUCCUUCUGAAGCUUAGGCCCAGGUGAGCACGAGAGGUGCACAAGCAUGAAGAAGAAUACCGAGAACUGGAGUUAUAUUUUCUGGCACGGAGCUGGAUUUCACAGGCAUUUUCCAGGAUCUCUGAAGAGAGGUGGUGCAACUUCCAUCACUACUACUGUGCUCUUCUUCGUCUUCCUCUUCAUCUUUGUUGGCGCCUUGGUUUACACAGGAUGGAUCGAUGCUUCUAUAUUUCCAGGUGAUCCCUCCCAGAAGUCAUUACUCUCAUUCACGAAAGCACCAAUCAGAUUACAGUACCCACUCAACUGCAGUGCAGGCAACCUCACCAAAACUUGCCCUGGAAACUACCCCACCAAACACAACCCCACAAAUCCUGACCAUUCAUCAACCAACAUGACCUGCCCUGACUACUUCCGAUGGAUCCAUCAAGAUCUACUGCCCUGGAAGCAGACCGGAAUCACCAGGGACAUGGUGGACCGGGCCCAAAGAACGGCCCAUUUCAGACUUGUGAUCAUUGAUGGGAAGGCCUAUGUUGAGAAGUUCAGAAAGUCCAUACAGACUAGAGAUAUGUUCACCUUGUGGGGCAUUUUGCAGCUCCUGAGAUGGUACCCUGGAAGGCUGCCUGACUUGGAGCUCAUGUUUGAUUGUGAUGAUAGGCCUGUUGUUCGAAUGAGAGACUUCCGGGGCCCGAACGCUGCCCCACCGCCAUUGUUCCGGUACUGUGGAGAUGAUUGGAGCUUGGACAUUGUGUUUCCAGACUGGUCUUUCUGGGGAUGGGCUGAGACCAAUAUAAAGCCGUGGAGAAAUGUGCUAAAGGACAUAAAAGAAGGCAACAGAAGAACCAAAUGGAAAGACAGGGUCCCCUUGGCAUACUGGAGAGGAAACCCCCAUGUGGCUCCAACAAGGGGUGAUCUUCUCAAAUGCAAUGUCUCCGACAAAGCUGACUGGAAUACUCGCCUAUACCUUCAGGACUGGGGCCAACAAUCUAAAAUAGGGUACAGGCAAUCUAACUUAGAGGACCAAUGCACCCACAGAUACAAGAUUUAUAUUGAGGGAUGGGCGUGGUCUGUGAGUGAGAAGUACAUUCUAGCUUGUGACUCCAUGACCUUACUCAUAAGGCCCCGUUACCAUGAUUUCUUCAUAAGGGGGUUGGUGCCAUUGCAACAUUAUUGGCCUAUUAGGGACAACAACAAGUGUAGGGAUCUUAGGUUUGCUGUGGAAUGGGGCAACAAUCACACCGAUAAGGCACAAACAAUGGGGGAGACGACGAGCAAGUUCAUUCAGGAGGAUCUGAAGAUGGAUUAUGUGUAUGAUUAUAUGUUCCAUCUAUUGAACGAGUACGCGAAACUCUUGAAGUUCAAGCCAACCAUACCACCAGGAGCAGUGGAGGUUUGUGCAGAAACAAUGGCAUGCCCUGCAGAAGGUGCAUGGAGGAAGUUCAUGGAGGAAUCCCUAGAGAAGACUCCUACUGAUACCACUCCUUGCAGCUUGCCUCCUCCAUAUGAUCCUCCAGGGUUCCAUGAUUUUAUUGAGAGAAAAGCCAAUGCAACGAGGCAAGUGGAGCUGUGGGAGAAUGAAUAUUGGGAUAAGCAGAAUAAGAAGCAAUAGAAGGCCUCUCCUAGAUGGUUCUAACUGUAGAUUAUAAUUGGUAAUUUUCACUAGACCAACAUUUAAUAACUUAUAAUGUGAUUUCCUAUAAGUCGCAUUUGAGGAGUUUAUAAGCAUCUCAAGUAACUUAUUGACAAAAUGAAUAUACUAUUACCUUGAAAAUUCUUACA